CGCAUGAAAUUCACCUUACAUAACCACAAAGUUGUGUCUUGCCUGAUCUUACCGAGACGGCAUCAAAGUCGUUGUGUGACGAUCUGUGUAUGUUUACAAACUAAAAACGUGCGCAAGAUAUCUGAGACUCGCAAUAUCAAUCGCGGUCGCGUAGUUAACACAAUGAUUGGUACUUACGAACAAUCUUUCUGCGUUCUUUCACAUGUAUUUAUAUGCAUCUCAUUUGGCUUGAUCCGGUCGCGUGCUACACUUCCAUACGUUUCGUGAAAACGUAUGAUAAUUGCGAGGUAACGAGAUAAUUGCGGUGCUGUCGCUUGAGCUUCGACAGUAGAUACGAUGAUGUUCAUUGAUUCUCGAGGAAAUCGCCGUUUAUUUGCAUCAAAAUAACAAACCGUUCAUUUUACUAUAAAGAUUUAUACAUACAGCAAGCAUGCGUCGAGCACGUAUUAAAGCUUUGGCUGCUGUGCCAGUGCGAAAAAAGACUAUACAAGAUACUGUAGUUUCUUCUGAUGCGAGCGAUGUGCCUGAUAAGGAACAGAAAAUAGAAGAUGUACCUAAUACUGAUAAGCAAGAACAAGAAGCUGUUGAAGAUGUUAUAAAAAUUAAGAAAGAAGAAGACAAAUCUAGUAUUGAUAAACUAGAUGGAGAGUCUAUUAAAAAUGUGGAAGAGAAAACUAUUGAAAAGGAAGAAAGCAAAAAAAUCAAUUUGAUACAACCAGAAGCAGCUGUGACUGAAAUAAUAAAUUCUCAAAAAUUAUGUUCUCCAGUGAAAUCAACUUUUCAAGAACCAUACAUUCAGAUUAACAAAUGUGAGAAAGUUACUAAUCAGUUAGUUCAAAAAAUUGUUCCACCACCAGAUGUGCCUACAGGAAUAGAUAUAGCUUCUCCCACAAAGCUAACACAGAGUCGUUCUUGCUUUAUGAGACCCACACCAAGAUUAGACAGCAGUGGCAGAGUGAGAAAAAAUAGUAUACAGGGAAGCGGCGCGAGUGCGAGCGAAUCCGAAGAUGAGCACGGCAAGAGAGCGGCGUCCGUCGUGUCAAACCGCAUACGAAACGAUUCUGUUUGCUCCGUGCAGAGCAAUAAAGAAAGCGUUAUCAACGAUAGUCAGAAUAAUUCUCCGAAGAUUAAGACAACGCAGAAAAGACGUAUGCUGAUUUCGGAAUCUGCGAGAAGAUUGGCCGAAGCCAGAAGAGAGUUUCUAUUAAAGCACGAAAACAGAACGCCUGAUAGGAGUCAGUUGAAAAUGUACGACUUGAUAUAUUACAAUCCCGUGACGAAUCCUAUGAAAAAAUCGGCAAUCGUACAAAGGCAAGAAACUACAUUACAACCGAUGGAAGUGCCGGAAGAAGAGAACGAGGACGACCCGUCGGCAAUACCCGCGCCGCAAGUGAAAGUCGGCCCCGACGGUCAGUUGAUAAUAGACGAGCAGAGUCUCGUGAUAGAGCAAACGGGCGCGAAAAGGGGCAGAGAAAUAUUGGCGAGCGAGGCUGUUAUUGAGGAUGAUAACAGCCGCAGUGGUGGCUUUUAUAAAAAGCACAAGAGGAGCAAGGAUUGGCCAAACUGGGAGACAUUUAAAUUUUACAGAGUUUUAAAUGUAGUGGGUCCCGAUUUCUUAUUGAUGCAGACGCUUUUCCCAAACAGAACUAGGCAAGAAAUCAAGCAAAAGUACAAGAAAGAGGAGAGAGUUAAUCGUCACUUGGUCGAGAAAGCUCUGAAGUAUCAUCAAGAAUUUGAUACGGAAAUGCUUGAGGAGCAAUUAGCAAUGUUAAAAAAUUUAGAAAAUAUUGAAAAUCACAAAUUGCCGAUUAAAAAGAUGUCGGAAAAAAUGAAGGAUGGACAGCCCGUGACCAAGAAGGCCAGGAGACUCAAACGUCGAUUAGUAGCUGGUAGUAUCGGGGAAUGCGAAUCGUCGUCUUUUAACGAUCCAGAAGUGGAAGAUGCGACGGUAUCGAUGACAGGCGAUGAAAUCGACCUGGCUUCGAUGGAAGCGAAUGUCGAGACAAGCAGUGUUCAGCGUCAGCAAGUGAGGAAGGAAAGCAAAGCGCGAAAAUUGAAGAGACGCGCGGACGACAGAUCCGACAAAUCCGACAAUAACAGUUCUUACGCGAGCUCUAAUGGAGCGGAUUCGGAGAGCGAUCCAGAGGUUUAUCAAGUCCGACCGACCAGAUCUGGUAGACAGCCGAAGGUGAAGAAAUUGCGAGCACCCGACAUUAAUAUGCUCGACAAGAGUGUUGAGGAUACGAUGUCGCUGAAUAGCGAGACCGCGACAUCGUUAGAGGUCACAGAGGAGGCAAAUACACCGGCUGAGGAUAGCAGAAAUGCGGAAACGCCUGAAAGUAUGGCGAUACCAAAUAUCAAUCAGAUGGAACCGGGAUCCUUGGUGAUCGUGUCGAAGGAAUCUGAAGAGGAUCCCGAGGACACUAUUUUACAAGUUUACAUGGUCGGUCCAAACGUCAACGGCGUCGGCACGGGAGUUAAGCCCAAUCUGACGCCUGUAGUAAUUGGUGGUAGAUCUGCACCCGAAGCUCCUGAUGACGGCAACUAAUGAACCAUUAUCGGAAGAUGCCGAAUCGAUUAGGGUAAACGAUUAUAAAAAUUCAUUUUGUGUUGCAUUUAGCUGUAAAUAGGUAGCAUUACGAAUCUCCGAUUGGUCGGGAUUAAAUAUUAACUUACGUGGAUUGUGGAAUAAAAAAAAUACAAUUUUUUUUAUUUAUGUACAUAAAACAUGUAA
Messenger RNA from Linepithema humile (Argentine ant), 2734 nucleotides. RefSeq names its product transcription factor TFIIIB component B'' homolog Bdp1 (gene Bdp1). The record is from RefSeq and is a predicted model, not a curated record. Gene Ontology annotation, molecular function: TFIIIC-class transcription factor complex binding. Gene Ontology annotation, biological process: RNA polymerase III preinitiation complex assembly. Lineage: Eukaryota; Metazoa; Arthropoda; Insecta; Hymenoptera; Formicidae. Gene Ontology annotation, cellular component: transcription factor TFIIIB complex.